This is a messenger RNA of Scheffersomyces stipitis CBS 6054, 972 nucleotides long. It is a transcript of the gene AKR5, whose product is annotated as aldo/keto reductase. Gene Ontology annotation, molecular function: oxidoreductase activity, acting on NAD(P)H as acceptor. The record is from RefSeq and is a predicted model, not a curated record. NCBI's taxonomy places the organism in Eukaryota, Fungi, Ascomycota, Pichiomycetes, Serinales, Debaryomycetaceae. The transcript has a single exon. Bases 1 to 972 code for a protein of 323 amino acids.
AUGACUAAAUCCGCCUCCAAGCCUGUUGAGCUCACCCACAACUUCACUACUAAGUCUGGAAAACCUAUUACCCUUGGUACUGGAACUGGAACUAAAUGGCAGUGGCUCAAGAAAGGAAGACCUGAAGAAGAGCAGAACACUUUGACUACUGAAUUGGUAGAUCUGAUCUUAUUGGCUCUUGAAAAUGGGUAUAACCACAUCGACACUGCCGAGGUCUAUACUACCCAUCCCGAGGUUGCUGCUGCUGUCAAGAAAUCAGGAAUCGCCAGAGAAGACUUGUUCAUCACCACCAAGUAUACUCCAGGGUUCCGUACAUUCCCUGCAAUUUCUAGUGGUCCUACUGAGUUCAUUGAUAGAGCAUUGAAGGAAUUGGAAACGGAUUACGUAGAUUUGUUCUUGAUUCAUUCCCCUUUUUUUGAAGAAAAGGUCUCUAGAGGUCAGACCUUGGAGAGCGCCUGGGCUGAAGUCAUUGAUGCUAAAAAGGCGGGAAAGGUGAGACAUAUUGGUGUUUCAAACUUUUCGAAGGAACACUUGGAAAGGACGUUCAAAGUUGCUGGUAACCCUGACUUCUAUCCUAAAGUCAACCAGAUUGAAUUCCAUCCAUAUUUGCAGAACCAAUCGCCUGGCAUCAUCAAGUUUGCUCAGGAGAACGAUAUCUUGAUUGAAGCAUAUGGACCACUUAGUACAUUGUUCAGAAUCAAGCAGAAUGGUGUAGAUGUGGAGGACCAUCCUUUGAAGGAGCUCAUUCCUAAGUUGGCUGAAAAGUACGGCAAAACCGAUGCUCAGAUCUUAUUGAGGUACACGUUGCAAAAGAAGAUCUUACCCAUUACCACGUCAUCAAAACUCGACAGAAUUAGACAAUCAUUGGAGGUCUACAACUUUGAGAUUUCAGACGAAGACGUAGCUGAGAUCGACAAGACCGGCUCUAGCUACCAUUUCAGACAAUUCUUUGUAGAGGAGUAUGAUCAUUAG